This is a messenger RNA of Harmonia axyridis, 653 nucleotides long. RefSeq lists its product as uncharacterized. The record is from RefSeq and is a predicted model, not a curated record. Gene Ontology annotation, molecular function: odorant binding. The transcript is spliced from 2 exons. Bases 93 to 551 code for a protein of 152 amino acids. Lineage: Eukaryota; Metazoa; Arthropoda; Insecta; Coleoptera; Coccinellidae.
AAGUUGAUCAAUGUUUUCAGAAAUCUACGUUGAGAUCAAACAUCCUAAUUCAAUGCAGUGUAACAAAAUAUUUGCAUAUAGAAGUUGGCGUUAUGAUGGGUUCUGUACUGAAGAAUUUAAUAAUAAUGGCUCUUUGUACUGUUGUUGCUGCUGCUCCUACUAAUUCAGGAGAAACAUCAGCAGAAAGCAACAUCCGAAUUGCCAAAGAAUGUUUCGGUAAACAUGACCUAUCGAAAGAAGUACUACUACAAUUCCACGAAAACCCAGAUGAUCCACCGAAAAAGAUGCUUUGCUACAUGAAAUGUUUUCUUGAACGCAAAGGCUUAAUAAAUGAAGAUGGUAACAUUAACAUUGAUUACAACAGCCGCGAGAACUCUGGAGAAGAUGUACAAGAGGACUCUGAUGGAGACAGCUCUGAUGGUUCUGAUGAAUACGAUUCUCUUGAAGAAGAUCUGAGUUGUUUGACACGACUGAAACCUAUUAAAAAUUGCGGUGACAUGAGAGGUGUUUUGAAGUGCCUUCCAAAUGUUCUACGGAAUUCAAAUGAGUAAAGGAAUAAAAUAUGACUUUAGCAUUAAGACUGAAAUAUGUAUCAAAAAUAUGCAAAUAUACGUUGGUGUGAGUAGGUAGCUGCACUCAAACAUUGUAUGAAA